This is a messenger RNA of Nematolebias whitei (Rio pearlfish), 2914 nucleotides long. RefSeq names its product striatin interacting protein 1 (gene strip1). The record is from RefSeq and is a predicted model, not a curated record. Gene Ontology annotation, biological process: cytoskeleton organization. The coding region runs from base 54 to 2501 and encodes 815 amino acids. NCBI's taxonomy places the organism in Eukaryota, Metazoa, Chordata, Actinopteri, Cyprinodontiformes, Rivulidae. The transcript is spliced from 20 exons. Gene Ontology annotation, cellular component: cytosol.
CUCUCGCAGACCAGUCGGCAUCUCGCGAGAGUUCAGUUUCCUUCCUACUAAUUAUGGAGGUCGGUGGGAAUGGUGGUGGAAUACCUGUAAACAAUAAACAAAGAGCGAUGCUACCUAAUAAAAGCAGGGGUGAAUUCCCUCGAAAUUCAAGGAAAGACUCAGAGGGGCUGUCGGAGUCCCCAGAUCUUGAGUUUGAAUAUUCUGAUACAGACAAAUGGGCUGCAGAGCUGUCAGAGCUUUACAGUUACACUGAAGGACCCGAGUUUGCUCUCAACAGGAAGUGCUUUGAGGAUGAAUUCAGAGCUCACGUGUCCGAUAAGAAGUGGACAGAGCUAGAUGCAGCUGAGCACAGAGCUCAUGCCAUGCGUCUGCUGGACGGUCUGGAGGUCACUGCUCGUGAGAAACGACUAAAGGUUGCCAGGGCCAUCCUCUACAUGGCUCAGGGAACCUUUGGAGAGUGUAGCUCUGAGGCCGAGGUGCAGCACUGGAUGAGAUACAACAUAUUUCUGCUGCUUGAUGUGGGGACCUUCUCUGCUCUAGUGGAACUACUGAACAUGGAAAUUGAUAACAGCGCUGCCUGCAGUAGUGCGGUCAGAAAACCGGCCAUCUCCCUCGCUGACAGCACAGACCUCAGGGUGCUGCUCAAUAUAAUGUACCUGAUUGUAGAGAUGAUACAACAGGACGAUCCAACCAAUAAACCCGAGUGGAAAAUCUUGAGGGAAACCUUUAGAGCAGAAUUAGGAUCUUCUUUGUUCAACAACGAGCCCAUUUCUGUCAUGCUCUUUGGUAUGGUCACCAAGUUCUGCAGCGGCCACGCGCCUCACUUUCCAAUGAAGAAGGUCCUCCUAUUGUUGUGGAAGAGCAUACUGUUCACACUCGGAGGGUUUGAGCAGCUUCAGAGCAUAAAGGUCCAUAAGCGUGAGGAGCUGGGACUCCCCCCUCUCCCAGAGGACAGCAUUCGAGUCGUUCGCAGCAUGAGGGCAGCUUCUCCUCCAGCCUCGGCGUCUGAUCUCAUCGAACAGCAGCAAAAACGAGCUCGACGUGAGCACAAGGCUCUGAUCAAGCAGGACAAUCUGGAUGCUUUCAAUGAGAAGGAUCCCUACAAGGCAGAUGAUUCCCGGGAUGACGAGGAUGACAACGAUGACAACGACAACUCUUUAGAGCCGGAGACAUUCCCUAUAGAGAGAGACGAGGUGAUGCCUCCCCCCAUUCCUCACCCUCCAUCAGAGAGGGUGUCCUUUCCUAAAGGUCUGCCCUGGGCCCCCAAAGUCAGGGAAAAAGAUAUAGAAAGUUUUCUGGAAUCAAGCAGAAGUAAAUUCAUUGGUUACACACUUGGGAGUGAUACAGAUACGGUGGUUGGUUUACCCCGGCCGAUUCAUGAGAGCAUCAGGACACUAAAACAGCACAAGUAUGUUUCUAUAGCGGAACUGCAGAUUGCAAAAGAGGAGGAAUACCAGAAAACUCCCCUCUCUGUUGGUGAAGAGGAAGUGGAGAUGUGUGCCACUGAGCUGCUCUAUCAGGGAAUUCUGCCCAGUUUGCCUCAAUACAUGAUUGCGCUGCUGAAGAUCCUGCUGGCCGCUGCUCCGACCUCCAAAGCCAAAACGGACUCCAUUAACAUCUUGGCCGAUGUGCUGCCAGAGGAGAUGCCGACGACGGUUCUGCAGAGCAUGAAACUCGGCGUCGACGUCAAUCGGCACAAAGAAAUCAUUGUGAAAGCCAUCUCUGCCAUCCUGCUGCUGCUCCUGAAACACUUUAAACUAAACCACAUCUACCAGUUUGAGUACAUGGCUCAGCACCUGGUGUUUGCAAACUGCAUCCCGCUCAUCCUGAAGUUUUUCAACCAGAACAUCAUGUCCUACAUCACAGCUAAGAACAGCAUUUCUGUACUUGAUUUUCCACACUGUGUGGUGCACGAGCUGCCAGAGUUAACUGCAGAGAGUUUGGAAGCUGGAGACAACACUCAGUUCUGCUGGAGGAAUCUGUUCUCUUGUAUCAACCUGCUGAGGAUCCUGAACAAAUUGACCAAGUGGAAGCACUCCAGGACAAUGAUGCUGGUUGUGUUCAAGUCGGCUCCCAUCCUGAAGAGGGCGCUGAAGGUCAAGCAGGCCAUGAUGCAACUCUACGUCCUCAAGCUGCUCAAAGUGCAGACCAAAUACUUGGGCCGGCAGUGGAGGAAGAGCAACAUGAAGACCAUGUCUGCCAUUUACCAGAAAGUCCGUCACCGCCUUAAUGACGACUGGGCUUAUGGAAACGAUCUGGACGCUCGUCCCUGGGACUUCCAGGCUGAGGAGUGCGCUCUGCGAGCCAGCAUCGAGCGCUUCAACAGCCGCCGCUACGACAAGAGCCACAACAAUCCCGACUUCCUGCCCGUGGACAACUGCCUGCAGAGCGUUCUGGGACAGCGAGUGGACCUGCCCGAGGACUUCCAAAUGAACUACGACCUUUGGCUGGAGCGCGAGGUCUUCUCCAAACCCAUUUCCUGGGAGGAACUGCUGCAGUGAAAAACGGUUCUAGUUUCCAGUUCGGAUUAAACAACCUUAUCUCUGAUCGAUCUUCAGCCGCUGAACUAUGUUGCGUGUUCUGAUGGACGGGUUUCCUUUGAGGAUCCAGCCGAGUCCUUUUGCCUUUAAGACAUUUAGUAUUAAUAUUAUGUAACCCAAAAGGAAAGCAGAGGGUUUUCUCUCUGCCCAAACUUUUCAGAGAUAAUGUUUUUAUAACUAAACUGCAUCUGGGGGCUCAAUCCUAAUCCAGAUUUUACAUUUCCAGGGAUUAAUAUAUUUCGGUGUGCCUCUUUUCUGCCACAGCAGGUCAGUAGAUGAGCUAAGAGCGCUUCAUGACGGUUUAAGAAAAAUAUCUGUAGUAGAUUUUAUGUAUUAACUCGUAAAAGAUGAACUUGUGUUUAAAUAAAUCUCAU